CACACACGGAGGAGUUGGCGCGCACGCGCACAGACGCGCGCGUGCACGCUGCGAGCGGGCGGGAUGCUGCGCGUGUCCCCAGCCCACUCACGCGUGAAGAUGGAGGAGCAGGACAGCGCGGAGUGGGGAGGAUUUUACGCGAACCACGCCGAGGCCUACCCAACCAUCGGAAGCAUGGGGGCCAUGACGUCCUUCAACUCCUACAUGGCCAUGAACACCGCCGCUGGACUGGUCACCCCUCCGCCCUGCUACGGCGGGGGUCCAUCCGGAGUCUCGCACGGGGGUCCCGGCGUCUUCACGACGGGCGGUCCCCCGCAGAGUCUCAGAAGCCCCAGCCCCCUCGGCUUGGGGGUGCAGGGCUCUCCUCCCGGCGGCUCGUUGGGAGGGCUGCAGGCCGGCCACUACUCGGCCAUCAAGAACGGGGGGCCCUACGGCCUCCACGGCGGUGGCCUCGGCGGCCUCGGCGGCGGCGGCGGCGGCGCUCUGGCAAUUCGGGCCUCCCGCGAAUCCAAGCCGCCUUACAGGAGCAGCUACGCGCACGCCAAGCCCCCGUACUCGUACAUCUCGCUCAUCACCAUGGCCAUCCAGCAGUCGAGCGGCAAGAUGCUCACGCUGUGCGAGAUCUACCAGUGGAUCACCGACCUGUUCCCCUUCUACCGGCAGAACCAGCAGCGCUGGCAGAACUCCAUCCGCCACUCGCUCUCCUUCAACGACUGCUUCGUCAAGGUGCCGCGCUCGCCCGACAAGCCGGGCAAGGGCUCCUUCUGGGCCCUCCACCCGGACUCGGGGAACAUGUUCGAGAACGGCUGCUACCUGCGGCGGCAGAAGCGGUUCAAGUGCCACAAGAAAGCCCCGGGCAACGGUCUCGCCGGCGCUGCGGCCGCGACGAAGGGCGAGAGGAGGCAGCACGCGGCGAGGGAUGAGCGCCGGGAACGGGAGGGGCAGGAGGAGCAGGAGGAGCAGGAGGAGGAGGAGGGAGGUGCCUUGGCCGUGACCGUGGCGAGGCGCGCGGACGUCAAAGGAUCGACGCAGUCGUCGGCGGCGUCGUCGGCGUCGUCGGCGUCGUCGUCAGCGACUUACCGCAACGCGCUCGCGUCUGCUUUGUCGGAACAGCAGCUGUGCAUGAAUGGAGGCGACAGGUCCAAUCAUCACCACCACCACCACCAGCAGUUGCAGCAGCAGCAGCAGCAGGAUGCAGCGCAUCACGGCCAUCACAACCACCACGGUCACCACCACAACCACAAUCACCACCACCACCAUCACAACCAUCAUCACCCCGCCCUGCAAAACCAAGACGCGCUCAAAAUCGACCCGCGCUGCAACUUCACCCACCCAUUCUCCAUCCACAGCCUCAUGUCUGCGGCUGAGCAGCAGCAGCAUCAUCAACAGCAUCAUCAUCAUCAUCAGCAGCAUCAUCAUCAGCAGCAGCGACAGCACCAUCAGCAUGAGCACAUCGAUAACCCUCGCUACUCGGCGUUCGGAGCGUUGGCCGCGUGCAGCUCUGUCGAGGGGACGCACGCCAAGGAUCCCGUCUCACCGCUGAGCGCCAACGAAGCCACCUACUACUGCUCACAGGGCCUCUAUCAGCGAGCCACCAUCCUGCACUCGUCAUAACGAGACUCUACAACCUCCUCCUCCUCCUCCUCUACACCCCCGCUGCUGUCACCCCGCCACCCCCCCCCACCCUUCCUCUCAGCUGCCUAAGCAGCAGUGGAAACGCAAUCACGAGGGGGUGAUGCUCAUUGCAUUCCGAACGGGCCGCGGAGUUGGCCACCAGGGUGGGUUGGUGGCGGUGUUGCCGGAGACGGGAGCCUCCGUCACUCGAGGCAGCUCCAACCGAAGAGCCCCCCCCCCCACCCACCCCCCACCCCAGCAGAGAGUGUGCGUGUUUGUUUGUUGCGCGUCGGACGGACGCACGGGGCGGACCUCUCGGAGUUUACCCGCGCGACGUUUCACGCCGACGCAGCGUGACGGGACGGUCGCCUUCACAGGCGUGCGGGCGUUGACGCAAUUUGAUGCCGCUGGGUGGACGUGGAGGCGAGGGCAAGAGCGAGGGGG
Molecule: messenger RNA, 2058 nt
Organism: Petromyzon marinus (sea lamprey)
Lineage: Eukaryota; Metazoa; Chordata; Hyperoartia; Petromyzontiformes; Petromyzontidae
Biological process (GO): cell differentiation; regulation of transcription by RNA polymerase II; anatomical structure morphogenesis
Molecular function (GO): RNA polymerase II cis-regulatory region sequence-specific DNA binding; DNA-binding transcription factor activity, RNA polymerase II-specific
Source: RefSeq, a predicted model, not a curated record